AGGUUACAAAUAAAAUAUAAAUACAUUAUAGAGAAAAACUAGAAUAAUACAGAAAUGGUAUCAUUCAUUGCUGCUUAUAUUUUAUCUCUAUUCUUAAUAAUUUUAUGUGUUAAUAAUUUUCAUCACCAGCAGCAGGUUCUGGCGUUGGCUUCCUCUGGAUCCGAUCAUGAUUUUAGGUACAUGAAAUCUGUGCAUGAUGCUACAGAGAUGUCAUUAGAGGAAGAAUAUUAUGACUACAUCAUAAUUGGUGGUGGCACAGCCGGGUGUCCCUUGGCUGCCACCCUAUCCGAAAACUACUCAGUUCUUGUCCUCGAAAGAGGCAGUGUCCCCACAGCUAACCCGAACGUCUUGCACCUACACGGAUUUUUCGCCAAUCUCAUGCAAGAAGAAGAAGAAACUAGAGUUACCCCGGCCCAGAGGUUCACUUCUGAGGACGGGGUUGAGAAUGCGAGAGGUAGGGUUUUGGGAGGGACGAGCAUGAUUAAUGCUGGGUUCUUUUCGCGAGGCAAUGAGGGUUUCUUUUCGAAGCCUGGAGUAAAAUGGGAGAUGGAUAGAGUAGAGAAGGCGUAUGAGUGGGUUGAAGAGAGUAUAGUGUUUCGGCCUAAGUUGCCCCUUUGGCAAUCUUCCUUUAGAGAUGCUUUGUUAGAAAUUGGUGUGGGUCCUGAUAAUGAAUUCGAUUUGAAUCACAAACUUGGUACUAAAAUUUCUGGAUCAACUUUUGAUGAAGUUGGGAGAAGACAUGGUGCUGUGGAGCUUCUUAAUAAAGGAAAUUUGCAGAACUUAAAAGUUGUUGUUCAUGCCUAUUAUGAUUGUUAG
Molecule: messenger RNA, 816 nt
Organism: Cannabis sativa
Lineage: Eukaryota; Viridiplantae; Streptophyta; Magnoliopsida; Rosales; Cannabaceae
Product: (R)-mandelonitrile lyase 1-like
Exons: 2
Coding region: 55-816 (253 amino acids)
Molecular function (GO): oxidoreductase activity, acting on CH-OH group of donors; flavin adenine dinucleotide binding
Source: RefSeq, a predicted model, not a curated record